GGGGCGGGGCUGCGGCCGGGUGGGGCGGAGCCCCGCCCCGCCCCGCCCCCCGCCAGCUCAUUAGCGCGAGAACCCGCGCCACCUGCUGCUGCAGCAGCUCCGGGGCCACCGCGUGCGGAGGCGCCGCCAGUCUCCCCGCCGGCAGAAAAAUGAGGAUAUUUAGUGUCUUUGCAUUCAUGGCCUACUGUCAUUUGCUGAAAGCGUUUACGAUCACAGUGUCCAAGGACCUGUAUGUGGUAGAGUACGGCAGCAAUGUGACAAUGGAGUGCAGAUUCCCUGUAGAAGAACAAUUAGACCUGGUUUCACUGAUCGUCUACUGGGAAAUGGAGGAUAAGAAAAUCAUUCAGUUUGUGCAAGGGAAGGAAGACCUGAAAGUUCAGCACAGAAGCUACAGUCAGAGGGCCCAGCUGUUGAAGGACCAGCUCUUCCUGGGGAAGGCCGCGCUUCAGAUCACAAACGUGACCCUGGAGGAUGCCGGGGUUUACUGCUGCUUGAUUGGCUAUGGCGGUGCUGACUAUAAGCGGAUUACUUUGAAAGUUCAUGCCCCAUAUCGAAAAAUCAACCAAAGAAUUUCUGUGGAUCCUGUCACCUCUGAACAUGAACUAAUGUGUCAGGCUGAGGGUUACCCGACCGCUGAAGUCAUCUGGACAAACAGUGCCCAUCAAGUCCUGAAUGGCAAAACCAUCAUCUCUGUUUCCAACAUGGAGACAAAGCUUUUCAAUGUGACCAGCACGCUGAGAAUCAACACAACGGCUAACGAGAUUUUCUACUGCACUUUUCUUCAAAGAUCAAGUCCCGAGGGAAACAGUACUGCUGAGUUGGUCAUCCCAGAACCAUUUCUGGUUCCAGCAAAUGAGAGGACUCACUUCAUGAUUCUGGGAGCCAUCCUGUUGUUUCUUGUCGUGGUCCCGGCUGUCACUUUCUGUCUGAAGAAACAAGAUGUGCGAACGAUGGAUGUGGAAAAAUGUGACGCCACAGAUAUGAACUCAAAGAAACAAAACGAUCUACAAUUUGAGGAGACGUAAUCCAGCAUUGAAAUUCCUGAUCUUAAAGCAGGGAUUCUCAGCCUGUGGUUUGGGCUCGUCAGGGGUAAGCAUGACCAGAGGAAUGCGGAGGGCCAGGCGAACUGCAGAUGAUGUCGGAUGUGAGAGGCCCAAGCACUGAAAAGUGGAAGCCAGGAGAGAAGAGGAGAACAAAGCAAGGUGUAAGCAGGGGUCACCUGCCAGGAAACCCUGUGGCCUCAGCAUGACUGGGGCCUCAGACUUACGGGCACCUGAGAAAGAGAGAGGACACUUCCAAACUGUCCAUCGCUCAUCCUAGGAAAACAAGUUGAGAUUCCCUGAUUUAGUGGUCAGUUCCUACAGAAGUGCCCGUUGGCUUCACCAGCAUCUCUAUUUGUCGUCUGUGUUAUUGAGAGCCCCAGUGUUGCAGCAAUAUUUAAGUAUGUUAUUUCUAUUUAUUUUGAGUGUGUGGAGUCUUGUCACGUGAGUGUGGUUGUGAGUGAUUUCUUUUGAAGGAAUACUAUGGUGGAAGUUAAAAUUUUGCCAUGGAACUAAACUGCUUAGUGACUUGGGUGUGUUCAAUAAGAUGUGUAGUGUUUUUAAAUUUUUUGGUAAUGUUUCUUUAUUUUUGAGAGAGAGAGAGAGAGAGAGAGACAGACAGACAGACAGAACA
Molecule: messenger RNA, 1674 nt
Organism: Lynx canadensis (Canada lynx)
Lineage: Eukaryota; Metazoa; Chordata; Mammalia; Carnivora; Felidae
Gene: CD274
Product: CD274 molecule
Exons: 8
Coding region: 150-1025 (291 amino acids)
Biological process (GO): cellular response to lipopolysaccharide; T cell costimulation; cell surface receptor signaling pathway
Cellular component (GO): external side of plasma membrane
Source: RefSeq, a predicted model, not a curated record